Molecule: messenger RNA, 1755 nt
Organism: Wallemia mellicola CBS 633.66
Lineage: Eukaryota; Fungi; Basidiomycota; Wallemiomycetes; Wallemiales; Wallemiaceae
Exons: 2
Coding region: 1-1755 (584 amino acids)
Source: RefSeq, a predicted model, not a curated record
AUGACUAAUAUGGAUACACCCCCAGAACAUCGGGACCAAAUAGAGCAGCUAAAGGGAGCUGACAUUUUAGAUAUUAAUGAUUUGAUUAGCAUUAGAGACCAAUUAAACAACGACAGUCUUGAUAUUCAUAAAGAUGAUUUGCUCGCAAUAUCAAAAAAGUUAUUAACACACUCCUUCGAGAUACAAAAGUUAGACUUGAAUAAAAAAUCUCUAAUAACGAAGAACAACAUCGGUAAAAUCGAAUUGGAGUCUUUAAAGCGACAGGCUGAAGCUUUAUCUUGGAAGUUAGAACGAUCUCGCUGGGAUGCACGCUUAACAAGGUGGGAAGCACACGAUGAGGUUGAGCCACAAGGCACCUCCAUUCUCCAUCAAGAUAUCGAGACAGAGAACAGAAUGUUGGUCGGUGAUAAGCGCGUUCUAAAAACAAAGCUCGAAGAAGCUCUAAAAAGAUCCAACAGAUUGGAGAACGAAUUGCGUCAAAUAAGAGCGACUCUCAUCACUAAAGCACACCCUGGUAUAGAAGCAUGGAAAGAAGCUGCAUGGCAUGACGGUGACGCUACAAGAUCAGAUCAGUACGGCAUGGGUGAUGCUAGAGCCGAGCACCUCUUGUUGGCGUCAAAGCGUCUCAACAAUCUUAUUCGCAGAAGCCAAAAUCCAGAUAGCUAUCAGUCGUUACAGCCAAAGCAAAUUUCACGCAGGAAAGCUAUGCAUAGUGCUUCUUCCUCAACGCCUAAACAAAUGCAUCAGAAUGGCUUAGAAAACUUGAUCAACGCUGCAACAUCCGUAUUCGACCAGCCAACUAGAAGUUCAAGCAGGUCACCCCUCAAACUCCAAACACGCACUCGUUCGCCAUCCCCACAAGUGUCUCCAAAGAGAAGGAAGUUGCCAUCUCGUGCAACCGCUGAACAACACGAGUACGUGACGGGUGGCGACAAUAGAAAUGAAGACCCGUACUUACAUUACAAUGCAUCUCCUGUCAUGAAGCAACAGCAACAAAAAUCAUCUGAAAACCCAAUUCAAGGUUCUGCGCUAGAUUUCUUGGCUGAUCAUGCAGUUGAACAAUCACAAAAUGAAAUGGGUACCCCAAAUUCAUCAUAUGCAUUACCACCAAAACUCAACGCUUUAGAAAGAGAUAGAGAUCACAUCAAUGAAUUAGGUCCACCAUUAAAAUUGAGGGGGUCUUCUCCGCAAACUCCGUCAUCACCUGCAUUGGAAUCCCCAUCGAAACCAUCAAGGUUCACCCCAUCAUCUGCAGCCAAUAGUCCACGCGUUAUAAAAGCUGAGACCACAACUCCGCAGAUACCACCGUUUGUAGUUCAACAGCCUCAAGCGCCACAUCCGUCUGCGACGUUCAAUGUCCCACCUGCAGGGUUCACUAGUACGAGGCCAUCUGGUCCUUCCGCAAAUAGCAGAGCUCCGUAUACGAAGUGGACUGGCGCUGAGGAUGCUCUCCUCGCUAAAGCAGUCAGCAUACAUGGCCAAAAAUGGGACGCUGUCUCCAAAAUGGUCGGCACAAGAUCUUAUCAUCAAGUUAGACAAAGGUAUUUAAGAAAAAGUGGGCAAAAUCCAACGCCUAAAGCUGGUCAUCAUAAUUUACGCAAUAGCAAUACAGAUAGAGAUGACGACUCGACAGAUUCACCUCCUAUCUCUGCAUCGUCAACUCCUCAACCGCCAUCGCAUCAAGCACGUACAACCACUAGGGGCAACUCCCCAUCCCGAUCAUCCAGUUCUAGAAGGGAGGUUUUCGCAAAAUAA